AUGUGGAGGCGCACCUAUCUCCUCCUCGUCGCCAUCCGACUGUGGUUCGCCCUCUCGCCGAGCUACCUCCAUCCGGACGAGAACUUCCAAGGGCCAGAAGUGAUUGCAGGUGAAAUCUUCAGCUACCCCGUGCGACGAACCUGGGAAUUCACAAACGACAACCCGAUCCGAAGCGUAUUCCCAUUAUGGCCCGUCUACGGCCUGCCGAUGCUCCUCCUGCGCUGGCUAUGGAUUGGUAAUGGCAACGAUGGCGAGAUUCGGCCCAUUGUCGUCUUUUGGACGCUCAGAGUCCUCAUGUUCCUCAUCAGCUUCGUUCUUGAGGACUGGGCGCUGCACGAGCUGAUACCUUCGCCGCGCCACCGCCGCGUGGCAGUUUUGCUCGUCGCAUCGUCCUAUGUGACCUGGACCUACCAGACACACACUUUUUCCAACUCCAUAGAGACGCUAGUGGUUGCAUGGAGCUUGGUGCUGAUACAGCGCAUUGUUGACGCAAAGCAACAAUCUACCCUUCUGUCCUCUUUCGGUCUUGGAAUUGUCGCCGUCUUUGGCAUUUUCAAUCGCAUUACCUUUCCAGCGUUUCUCUUAAUUCCUGGCCUUCGUUUGAUACCCCAUUUCCUGAAAAGGCCUCUUUCUCUCGCAGUCCUGGUCUCGGCUGCUCUUGUUACCUCCCUUGUUGCGAUUGCGCUGGAUACCGCAUUCUACAGCUCUGGCCCUGUUACGUGGGCCGACCUAAUUUCUAGACCACAUGGCCUUCACCCAUGGUAUCAGCACUCGCUAGCGAACCUCCCGCUGCUGCUUGGACCUGCCGCGGUAUUGUUCGCGACGAAACCCCACCUCUCCAUCCGACUUUACUCCGCCAUUUCAGGGUUGGCGGUCCUAUCGAUAUUCCAGCACCAGGAGGCGCGAUUCCUUCUGCCGACAGUUCCCCUGAUCUUGUCGUCAGUGCAACUUCCCACGAACAAAGCCUUGCUUCGCGUAUGGGCAGGCGCUUGGAUCAUCUUCAACCUUUUCCUCGGCGUGCUCAUGGGUAUAUACCACCAAGGUGGCAUCAUUCCAGGCCAAGUCUUCCUGGCCAGCCAGCCCGACGCCACAACUGCCAUCUGGUGGAAAACAUACUCGCCACCGAUCUGGCUGCUCAAUGGCAAAAACGAAGUUUUGCAGACCAAAGACGUCAUGGGCAUCAAAGGCGACGACCUGCUCAUACAGCUGACCUCGCUCGCCACAUGUGACACGCCCGCCGAUCGUCGCAACCAAGAGUACCUAAAGGAAAAGAAUGGUACCUACCUGAUGGCGCCCGCCUCUGCCACAUGGCUAGACCCUUACCUGUCAAAUAAAGGCUUGCAGGGACUACGCUUCCGCGAGGUCUGGCGCUACCGCCAACACCUAAACCUCGAUGACUUGGAUAUUGGCGACGACGGCCUCUGGAACACACUGACGAGAGUCGUCGGCCGCAGAGGUCUGGUUGCGUGGCGCGUCACGAAAAGCUGCUAG
Messenger RNA from Akanthomyces muscarius, 1491 nucleotides. RefSeq lists its product as uncharacterized. The coding region runs from base 1 to 1491 and encodes 496 amino acids. NCBI's taxonomy places the organism in Eukaryota, Fungi, Ascomycota, Sordariomycetes, Hypocreales, Cordycipitaceae. Gene Ontology annotation, cellular component: endoplasmic reticulum membrane. The transcript has 5 exons. The record is from RefSeq and is a predicted model, not a curated record. Gene Ontology annotation, biological process: GPI anchor biosynthetic process. Gene Ontology annotation, molecular function: alpha-1,2-mannosyltransferase activity.